This is a messenger RNA of Trichoderma gamsii, 573 nucleotides long. RefSeq names its product ubiquitin-conjugating enzyme. Gene Ontology annotation, biological process: ubiquitin-dependent protein catabolic process; protein polyubiquitination. The record is from RefSeq and is a predicted model, not a curated record. Gene Ontology annotation, molecular function: ubiquitin conjugating enzyme activity. Gene Ontology annotation, cellular component: nucleus. Lineage: Eukaryota; Fungi; Ascomycota; Sordariomycetes; Hypocreales; Hypocreaceae. The transcript has 6 exons. Bases 1 to 573 code for a protein of 190 amino acids.
AUGAGCAGCCCACGCCGCCGGAUUGAGACUGAUGUCAUGAAGAUGUACGAAACUGUCCUUCCGGCCGAGAACCUCCCCCCGGUGCCACCAUUGCUGGCUAACAUGGCUGUGAACCAGGUUGAUGAGCGAUUACGAACCCCAUUCGAAGGAGGUCUGUGGAAGGUCCAUGUCGAGCUGCCCGAUACGUAUCCGUACAAGUCUCCGAGCAUUGGAUUUGUUAACCGCAUCUUCCACCCCAAUAUCGAUGAGUUGUCCGGUUCUGUGUGUUUGGAUGUCAUCAACCAGACAUGGUCUCCGAUGUUCGAUAUGAUCAACAUCUUCGAGGUCUUCCUGCCUCAGCUACUCCGAUAUCCUAACCCGACGGAUCCGCUCAACGGGGAAGCAGCUGCCUUAUUGAUCAGGGAACCAAAGAGCUACGACGCCAAAGUUAAAGAGUAUGUCCAGAAAUAUGCCAAUAAGGAUAUGGUGGACGAAGCUGGUGCCGAGAGCGAGGAUGAGGAUGACAUGUCCUCGGUGGCGAGUUUUGGUGACGACGACGACGAUGAACCCGCCGGCCAAAUGGACGACGUAUAA